This is a messenger RNA of Aspergillus pseudotamarii, 649 nucleotides long. RefSeq lists its product as uncharacterized. Bases 41 to 298 code for a protein of 85 amino acids. The transcript has a single exon. The record is from RefSeq and is a predicted model, not a curated record. Lineage: Eukaryota; Fungi; Ascomycota; Eurotiomycetes; Eurotiales; Aspergillaceae.
GAUAGUAUAGGUAUAUAUUUAGGUUGGGGUUGACAGGAGCAUGUCAAGUGAUGUUAUCAUCGGUAAUGUGACUUCUGCCAAGUUCCUUCCCAUGCAGCUGAAAGUUUCCAAAAAUAUCGGAACGGCGAUAAUCGCUGCUGAGAUCUCUCUCCGUUGUGAACCCAUGGAACCAAAUGCGGCUAUAAUGAUAAACACUCCCGUUUCCUUUUCCAGUGUGUCUGCGAUCAACCAGUGGCUAAAUUUUCUUUUACUUUCUCUUGUCCGAGCUUGUUCAACACCCCCAAAGUGGCAAAGUUAAAGAGCUUCGAUCGGACUUGUGGUACGGGAACUCUUGUCAGAGGCGUCUCCCGUAUAUACGUGCAGAACAGACGGUACUUUUCGUACAUAUGCGCCCGGAGACAAGUGAUAAGUGGACCUUUCAUAGCCCCUGCCCUUGCAGAGUAUGCCAACUAUACAUUGUCGCUUUUUCAAGCCUUUCCAUUUUCUUCCGACUGGCGAUUCUAGACUUUUUCGCUGCUAGAAGCUACUCCGACAUAGGACUGGUUUGGAAAAAGUGGGUUGGUGUAUGAAUUGGACUACGUAUACUAGUAUCACCCCCCCGCCGUAGGGUUCACUAUUGUUUUCUAGAAAUAAUUCGGGGGGAAACAAG